Molecule: messenger RNA, 1243 nt
Organism: Rhineura floridana
Lineage: Eukaryota; Metazoa; Chordata; Lepidosauria; Squamata; Rhineuridae
Product: PDZ domain-containing protein GIPC2-like
Exons: 3
Coding region: 1-342 (113 amino acids)
Source: RefSeq, a predicted model, not a curated record
AUGAUUGAACCACGAUCAAAAGGUGGAAGUUUUGCAGAGGGAAAAAUCACCAGAGGGAAAGAGACUCUUCGACUGAGAUCCAAAGGCCCUGCUACAGUGGAAGAAAUGCCUUCAGAUGUUGAAGAAAAGGCUACUAAAAAAGUGGAUGAUCUUCUUGAAAUGUACAUGGGAAUAAGAGACCUUGAAUUAGCUGCAACAAUGGUAGAAGCGGGAAAAGGCAAGAACAACCCAGAUGAGUUUGCAGUUGCACUCGAUGAAGCUUUAGGAGACUUUGCAUUUCCAGAUGAGUUUGUCUUUGAUGUGUGGGGAGCCAUUGGAGAUGCAACGCAAGGACGAUUUUAAUGAGAAUUGUUAAAGUUUUUUGGAGCACAAUGUCACUUGUCUGCAGGCAUAAAACAUACAACUAUAUACAUGGCAUGGAAUAUGGAGCAUGUAUUAUUAAUAGAAGCAUUUAAAUAUUCAGAAAUCUGCAUAAAUCAAACUAUUAUUUGUUAAUGAUACACAUUUCUUUAAAAUAAAGAUGGCUUCAAGACUGUACUCAAGAAGCUUUAAGUUCAUACAGCACUUAAUUUGAAAUAGUCACUUGAAAUAUUUGCAAAACAGUAUUCUUUGGUAGUUAGUUUGCAUAUUUACUUUUCUAAAUUGAUAUGGUCAGUUGUCAAAAGAGGGCAAGUUGACUAUCCCAUGAUGAUCAUGACAGGCAUAUUGCCAGUAGCUGUUGAACCUGAGCAAAAUUUCACUGAAAAAUAUACACCUGCCCAUUUGUCAUUUUCCCACAAUUACCCCAAUAGGUACAGUGCUAUAUUUCCAGCAUUUUCUUCCUUAAAGCAGUACUUUGUGUCUAUGGGGAAAGAGGAAGACCCUACUUCAGAGGAGAGGCCGUAAGUCACCAAUGGUAGAGUGCAGAGCUUGGCAAAGUUACUUUUUUUGAACUACAACUCCCAUCAGCCCCAGCCAGCAUGGCGUUGGCUGGGGCUGAUGGGAGUUGUAGUUCAAAAAAGUAACUUUGCCAAGCUCUGGUAGAGUGUAUGCUUUGCACAUAUUAAGACCUUGGCUUAUUCCUUGGCAUGUCCAGUUAAAGCAUUUUGGGAAGGGCUGGGAAUUUUAAGACACUAACAGUUGCUGCCAGCAGUGAGAAAUAUGGACUAUUAGUCUGACUCAGUAUAAGACAACUUCUUAUUUUUAAAUAUAUGUGUUAUUUAGGGUUGCCAGGUACAUGGCCUGAGACUGAUCCUGUAUCUUU